UACAGGGCAGCAUGUCAUGUCAUCACUUCACUACAACACUAUGUACAUAGGUAUCUGUAUUUAAAUAAGUAUCUCAAGCAAGCUAACAUUUUUGUUUCCACGUCGAGAAUAAUUUGUAGCAUGGUGUUAAUUUAUCAGAUAAGGACUCGCAACAGAAGUGGCUAGGAAGCAAAUCAAAAUGAAUUCGAACUAUAACAGCGCUAGUCCCCACACCUCCCAUCUAUUUCCUGAGAUCUUGGCAAAAAUUGUGACCUUCCUCCCCAACUCGGACCUCAUCUCGUGCACGUUAAUCAACACCACGUGGGAACAAGAAGCCCGGAAACGUCUCCUCGUCGUCCGCCCGCGUAUUCUGACGCCAAAGAAUUUUACCAAGUACGAAGAAGUUUUUACCAAGAGAGAAAACUGUCACAGAAAUAUUGAGCUGUAUGACUUCAAAAAUCUCACUUUCCAGGGUCCCUUAGCAUCCUUAAUUUUCAACCAUGGCCACAAAGUAAGAACCUUGCAGAUAGAUUUUACCCUGCCGAACGACAAGUGGCUUCAAUAUUUAGAAUCUGUCGCAAUUGAAUUUCCCACGCUGAAUUCUCUCAAAUUAAAUGUAUCUCUGACCAAAGAGGAUAAUUCAAAUCAAGGAAGUUCAUUUUAUGAAUCGAACUUCCCGCCAAAGCCAUAUUCCUUCGCGAAACUUAAGAAACUAGAAAUCAGCUCGUUCCAAGAGAAAGAAGUCAAGGCAAUAUUGAUCUCCAUGAUGCCCCAAUUGAUCCCGCUAUUUCCAAAUGUUGUGGCCCUCUCGUUUAUGAGAAUUUAUGACGCAACCUUUCUAAAUUUAGCGGGAACCUUGAAAUCUUUGAAAUUGAUCAAUGUUGACCUAUUAACCGUUCCCGUGCAAAAAAGCCUGACAAAUCUGACCCGUCUAGAAUUAGGGCAUGAUUGGGGCGGGCCACCGGGAAGUUCUGCACUACUAAAAAUUGCCGCAUGUACGAUACAACAUGUAAAACUCUUCCCAAUGGAAAAUAUGGAACGGUUCUUCGUUCUACCCGAUUCUUUCCCCGGAUAUACCAUAGUUUUUCCGAUAAUGGAAAAAUUAAAGGAUAUUGAACUAGUUCAAAAUCGGACGAAAACUAGGUUCCAAACUUCUCAUGUGACACCAUGCAUUGAUUUGAAAUUUGAGGGGGCUGAUAGCUUUAGGCGGUUGGAUUAUGAGGUUCAGUUCCCCGUUUUGGAAAUGAUCAAGAUUUCACGGGACCUUGGUGGGUAUUAUAACCUCGAAGGUAGAUUGACCGAGCAGGAAUAUUUCGAAACGAGCGCGUCCUUUUUGUAUAAAUCGUUCCUGCACGAGAGUAAUUCGAGGGGGGAGAGUGUGAAAUACUUUGAUGUCGCACUUCCCCCCGGGGACAAGUUUAAAUUGAUGAGAAUAGAGGAGUGUGUGGGAAAGUGUGGGAAGCGAUUCGGUCACUGUGAGUGUUUCGAGUGGAAGGAUUCCACCCAAUUUUGGGACAGGGUGUUGGCCGUGUUUCCUAAUUUGGUGAAAUAUGCGAUUAUGGAGGAAGCCCGGGAGAGGGUGAGGUCGGCAGAGGUGAAACAGUGGGUCAAGCUAGGGGAGAAGUUGGGUUUUGUGAAGACGGUUAAAGGUGAGGAGGAAGAAGCAAGGGCAGAUUUGAGUUUAGGGUAUAAAGUAUUUCUCGAAGUGGUAGAAAGCGUUAAAUUGUUUAAGAAGUAAACUAUGGUAUACGUACAUAUUUGUAAUUAGCCUAAUCCUUAGGAACGUUUAAAAAUACCUUAGGAACGUUAAAAAAUUACUUGUCAACCUAAAAAAACUACUUAGCAAUCUAACAAAACUUUGCCAUGUAAAAUUAAUUAUUUAGCAAAGUUAAACAAAUUCUUAGCAACAUUAAAAAAUUCCUUAAUAACCCCAGAAAAUGGCUUUGCAAAGUUAAAGAAAUUCCUUAGCAACGAUAAAACAGUUACUUGAUAACUAUAAAAUAUUCCUUAAUGAAUUCAUAAUUCCAUAAUCAAUAUCUAAAGCAAGGCUAAUAAGAUUGUUACUACUCAUUACUGAACUAUACUUGCUAUUAGUUUACUCUGGAAUGAUAAUUUCCAUCGAAAUUAGUAAAUAUUUAGUUAUGCGCUUGUUCAGUUUAAUAAUCUUGACAUGUUCGUGUAAAUAUUAUUUGUAUGUGUCUUGCCCGUCUUUGAGACGGGCUUAUAUGCUAGUUUUAUAAUAAAAUGAAGUGACAAAUUUUCUUCAAAUUAAUUAAUCAAGUUUUUCAAAUUUAAGUUUACUAAUUUGGUCGUUAUACUAAAUAUGUAAAUACAUGCAUAUUUAUUUUCCUUUUCAUGAAACCCUCCUUUAUGCAAAUAAGCAUACGUUCUCCUACAUGUUUUGAAAAUUACCACAAUAAAUGUAAUAAAAUGUUAUGUAUAAACCAUUAUUUUUUUAUAAAUUUCGCAAUCAUAGAAAUAAAUCGCAAGGCAGAAAAACGUCUCCUCAUGCAAAGUUAAACCCCUUGUACCCCUCGGCCUUGCAGUCCUCCAAGGCUUUCAAGUAGACGGGAAUACCCCCCGCAAAAUUCAACGGUUCCUUCUUCUUCCCCGGAAUAUUGGCACCUUGAUACCACGAUUCUGCUUUGAAAAAAAGGCUACUGUCCCAAAUCUGCUUAACUUGUCCGACCCAAACGUCCUCAGCUUCCUUAUCUGCUUCCACCCUCGUCUUCCCACCCGCCUUCA
Messenger RNA from Folsomia candida, 2724 nucleotides. RefSeq lists its product as uncharacterized. Bases 179 to 1717 code for a protein of 512 amino acids. The transcript is spliced from 3 exons. The record is from RefSeq and is a predicted model, not a curated record. NCBI's taxonomy places the organism in Eukaryota, Metazoa, Arthropoda, Collembola, Entomobryomorpha, Isotomidae.